Messenger RNA from Raphanus sativus (radish), 1140 nucleotides. RefSeq lists its product as uncharacterized. Bases 1 to 1140 code for a protein of 379 amino acids. The transcript has 6 exons. NCBI's taxonomy places the organism in Eukaryota, Viridiplantae, Streptophyta, Magnoliopsida, Brassicales, Brassicaceae. The record is from RefSeq and is a predicted model, not a curated record.
AUGGGAGGUAAAAGAAAGAAAGGUGGAAAGAAAGGAAAUAAGAAGUCAAAAACGGUAGAUGAAGAAGUUGAGUUUGUUUGUACUGUCAAACCACGUCAGCAAACAGAGCAAGAGCAGGAUGGUGACGAAUCAGAGCAUGAUGUGCAGGACCAACCACAAGAAGUGAAGGACCAACAACAAGAUGUGCACGACCCAGAGCAUGAUGGUGAUCAUGAAAAGGAACAAGAAAAGGAGCAUGAUCAGGAGCGACAACAAGAGCAGCAAGUUUCUAACGAACCUGAAGGUGAGAUAGAACAUACUCUGGAGCCUGAGGUUGGAAGCUGUCGUAAGAGAAAGCGUGGACCAACCAUGAUGAGAGACUUGGCCAAAGAUCCAAAUACCAGAGUUCAUGUGGAUUUCACUUUUAUGGGAAAGCAUAUGGUCCUGGCAAGGUUUGAAGUUGAUGAGGAGUACCAAAGAGUUGCAGUUCUGAAGCAGAUGGGAGCUUUAUGGAGGUCAUCCAAGUCACGACUAGUAACCCAAAUCAAUGAAGCUGAAAAUAACCAACAAAUGAUGAAUCUCAGACCCAAGAAUGUGCCUCCAGUUGAAUGGCGUAAAUUUGUGAAACUAAAGACAAGCCAAGAAUUCAAGGUUCUGAGUGAUAGCUACAAGGAGAGGAGACGCAAACAGAUUCCUCACACUUGUAGUCGAAAGGGAAUGGUUCGACAAGCAGAAGAAAUGAAAAAUAGUUCUGAAGACCCAUCUGAAGUUUCAAGACUUAAAGUCUGGGUGAAGUCACGUACAAGAAAAGAUGGAACUCCUAUAAACACUAAUGCCGCUGAGAAGAUUCAAAAGGCUGCUGAGAUUGCUACCGGUGCUAAGCAGACUGGUAAAAACGAAGAUGAAGACACACUCAUCCAGGUUUUAGGACCUGAUAAUCCUGGUCGUAUGAGAGCAAUGGGGAGGAAUGUCAGUAAGACAAAAUUAGCUUGCUUCAAUGUCAACCACAAGUCUAUUUCUGAAAUGCAAGAGAAGCAAUUGCAUCUCCAGAAAAAGGUUAACGAGUUACAGUCUGAACUUGCGAAAGUUAAAAACCAGAGAGAAGACAAUGAGAUUGGGGAAAAAUCGGCUGCUAGAGUAAGUUGUUAUCAUAUAAGCUGA